UGGAAGGCUGCCAGCAGCAACCCCGUCUCCUCCUCCUAACUGCAGUCAGUCAGUUCAGAGAUGCCUCAGCUGAUUCUUCUCUCAUCACCUGGGUCUCAACUAGUCAAAUGACCUGCCUGGAGGGUGAGCGGAAGGGACAUUCCCCAUGCCUGGCACCGAACGUCUGAGCAGGAGAUGCAGGAGGAGGAUGCACAGCAGGUGCAGGCAGUACUUCUCGGCAUAACAAACUCGAGAGGCUCCGUUGAGGGUGACAAGAGACCUGCCCGUAGCUGGGAGUGGCAGGCAAACCAGAAUGCUACCGCCAGAGCUGAAUGGAGUCUGCCCUGAUGAGGGAGACAGCUACGUUGUGCAUUCCAAGAUCUGCGACCUCAAAAUGGUUCCCAACCUCAGACGCAGCAAUAGUGGCUUCUGUAAAAGCAAGAGGAAGGCUCACUUUGCCACUGGCAAUAAUGAAAAGGAGAAUCUCAGCUCGUGGAUUCCUGAAAACAUCAAGAAGAAGGAAUGUGUGUACUUUGUUGAAAGUUCCCAAAUGUCAGAUACUGGCCAAUGGCCGAUGAGCAAGCUGGGCAGGAGAUAUAACCUCCCUAGGAGCUGGUGUUGGGCAUUUUCAAAGAGGGUCAUGUGUGAGUGUGGUUACCCCAGGGAACAGCACCUGGAAGAGGCUACAAAGUCAUCUGUUUUCCUGGGGAAAGAAUGGGACCCCAAGAGGCACAUCCAAGAAAUGCCGACGGACGCGUUUGGUGAUAUCAGCUUUGCAGGUCUGGGACCAAAGGUGGGAAAGUAUGUGCGCGUCUCGGUGGACACCCCUCCAUGCAUUAUCUACCAGCUGAUGACUCAGCAUUGGGGCCUCGACGUGCCCAACCUGCUCAUCUCUGUGACUGGGGGAGCUAAGAACUUCAACAUGAUGCCAAGGUUGAAGAACGUCUUCCGACGGGGGCUGGUCAAGGUGGCCCAGACAACAGGUGCCUGGAUCAUAACAGGUGGGUCCCACGCUGGUGUGAUGAAGCAGGUGGGAGAAGCUGUGAGAGACUUCAGCAUGAGCAGCAGCUGCAAAGAGGGCGAAAUUGUCACCAUCGGCAUAGCCACCUGGGGGACCGUGUACAACCGUGGCAGCCUCAUCUGCCCCAUGGGUGGCUUCCCGGCUGAGUACGUGCUGGAUGAGGAGAGCCAGGGGAACCUGUCCUGCCUGGAUAGCAACCACUCCCACUUCAUCCUGGUGGAUGACGGGACCCAUGGCAGAUACGGUGUGGAGAUUUCCCUGAGGACCAGACUGGAGAAGUUCAUUUCCGAGCAGACUAAGGUGAAAGGAGGAGUCGCCAUCAAGAUCCCGAUCGUCUGUGUAGUGUUGGAGGGAGGACCCGGGACGCUCGAUACAAUCUACAAUGCGAUCACCAAUGGCACCCCAUGCGUGAUAGUGGAGGGGUCCGGGCGUGUGGCCGAUGUCAUUGCGCAGGUGGCCAAUCGGCCUGUUCCAGAGAUAACCAUCUCCUUGAUCCAGAAGAAACUGAGCAUCCUCUUCCAGGACACCUAUGAGCUCUUCACCGAGGGCAAGAUCGUGGAGUGGACCAAAAAGAUCCAAGACAUAGUGCGGAGCAGGCAGCUCCUGACCAUUUUCCGGGAGGGCAAAGAUGGCCAGCAAGAUGUGGACGUGGCCAUUCUUCAGGCACUGCUCAAAGCCUCCCGAAACCGCGACCACUUUGGCCACGAGAACUGGGACCACCAGCUGAAGUUGGCAGUGGCCUGGAACAGGGUGGACAUUGCUCGCAGCGAAAUCUUCACAGAUGACCAUGAAUGGAAGCCUGCAGAUCUGCACCCCGUGAUGGCCGCCGCCCUGAUCGCCAACAAGCCGGACUUCGUGAAGCUGUUCCUGGAGCAGGGCGUGCGCCUGAAGGAGUUCGUCACCUGGGACACCCUGAUCUACCUCUACGAGAACAUGGCGCCCUCCAGCCUCUUCCACGGCAAGCUGCAGAAGGUGCUGGUGGAGGAGAAGGAGCGCUCGGCAUUCUCCAAGGUGCCGGGGAUCCAACUGCACCACGUGUCCCAGGUGCUGAGGGAGCUACUGGGCGACUCCACGCAGCCGCUGUACCCGAAGCCCAAGCACGCCGAGCGGCACCGGCUCUCCAUCGCCGUCCCGCACAUCAAGCUCAACGUGCAGGGAGUGAGUCUCCGCUCCCUCUACAAGCGCUCAGCCGGCCGGGUCACCUUCACCAUGGACCCAGUCAGGGACCUCCUCAUUUGGGCUAUUGUCCAGAGUCGCAAGGAGCUGGCAGAAAUCAUCUGGGCCCAGAGCCAGGACUGCAUUGCGGGGGCUCUGGCCUGCAGCAAGAUCCUGAAGGAGCUGUCCAAGGAGGAGGACGACACGGACAGCAUGGAGGAAAUGCUGACCCUGGCAGAGGAGUAUGAGCACCGAGCCAUCGGUGUGUUCACAGAGUGUUACCGCAAGGACGAGGAGAGAGCCCAGAAGCUCCUCAUCCGCGUCUCGGAGGCCUGGGGCAAAACCACCUGCUUACAGCUGGCGCUGGAGGCCAAGAACAUGAAUUUUGUGUCCCACGGAGGCAUUCAGGCCUUUCUGACAAAAGUCUGGUGGGGGAAGCUGUGCGUGGACAAUGGGCUCUGGAGGGUGAUCCUGUGCGUGGUGUUCUUCCCCCUCAUCUACACCAGCUUCGUCACCUUCAGGGAGAAGAGGCUGCAGCCCAUGAGCUGCCUGACACGCACCCGGGCCUUCUUCACGGCCCCCGUCGUCAUCUUCCACCUGAACAUCCUCUCCUACUUCAGCUUCCUCUGGCUCUUCGCCUACAUCCUGAUGAUCGACUUCCAGCCGACGCCGUCCUGGCGGGAGUAUGUCAUCUAUUUUUGGCUCUUCUCCCUGGUGUGCGAGGAGACCCGCCAGCUGUUCUAUGACCCCGAUGGCUUUGGGUUACUGAAAAUGGCUUCCUUGUACUUCAGUGAUUUCUGGAACAAACUGGAUGUUUGUGCCAUCUUGAUCUUUAUAGCAGGGCUGACCUGCCGAUGGAUCCCAUCCACUUUAUAUCCAGGACGGAUCAUAUUGUCUCUGGCUUUUAUUAUUUUCUGCUUGAGGCUGAUGCACAUUUUCACAGUCAGUAAAACUCUGGGGCCCAAGAUCAUCAUAGUGAAGAGAAUGAUGAAGGACGUCUUCUUCUUCCUCUUCCUCUUGGCUGUCUGGGUUGUGUCCUUCGGCGUAGCCAAGCAAGCUAUCCUGAUCCAUAACGAGGAGCGUGUGGACUGGAUCUUCCGGGGCGUCGUCUACCAUUCCUACCUGACGAUUUUUGGGCAGAUCCCUUCCUACAUCGACGGAGUAAACUUCAAUCUGGAUCAGUGCAGCCCGAAUGGAACAGACCCCUACAAGCCCAAGUGCCCUGAGAGCAAUAAGGACAAGCGGCCCGUCUUCCCCGAAUGGCUGACAGUCAUCUUGCUCUGCCUGUAUCUGCUCUUCACAAACAUCCUCCUCCUCAACCUACUCAUCGCCAUGUUCAACUACACGUUUCAGCAGGUGCAGGAGCACACCGACCAGAUCUGGAAGUUCCAGCGGCACGACCUGAUUGAGGAGUAUCACGGCCGGCCUGCUGCUCCCCCGCCCUUCAUCCUCUUCAACCACUUGCAGCUCUUUGUCAAGAGGGUCCUGCUCCGGCAGCCGGCGAAGCGGCACAAACAGCUCAAAGAAAAGCUGGAGAAGAAUGAGGAAGCGGCCCUUCUCUCCUGGGAGACGUACCUGAAGGAGAACUACCUGCAGCACCAGCAGUGCCGGGAGAAGCAGAACAUGGAGCAAAAGAUCCGAGAUGUCGCGCAGAGGGUGGACGUAUUGGUGGAAUUGCUGGAUUUGGAUCGGGUGAAGAGGACCGGUCUGGUGGAGCAGAGGCUGACUGGUCUGGAAGAGCAGAUGUCCCAGACUGCCAAGACCCUGGCCUGGAUUGUGCGGGCCCUGCGUGGGAAUGGAUUUGGUUCAGAGGAGGACGUGCCCACCAUGGUCCCCAGCAAAGCCCCAGAGCUGAAGGAGUACGGCUCGGAGGAGAAGCCAGAGGAGACGACGGCUCUGUACCAUGUGAGCGCCCGCAACCUCCUCUAUCCCAGCUCCUCCACAGUCCGUUUCCCGGUGCCGGAUGAGAAGGUCCCGUGGGAGGUGGAGUUCCAGAUCUAUGACCCUCCCUUCUACACAGCAGACAGGAAGGAGGUGGCUGCGAGCGAUCCUCUCAGAGACUCCCUGGAGGCUCUUUCGAAGAUAAACUACAAUGCGAUGGACGGACUGAUCAACCGACAGAGCUUCCACGGCACGUAUGCCGUCCAGAACAGGCUGCCGCUGAAUCCUAUGGGCAGGACGGGGUUACGAGGCCGAGGAAGCCUACGCUUCUUUGGACCGAACCGUGCGCUGCACCCCAUAGUGACGCGCUGGAGAAGGAAUAUGGAUGGAUCCAUUUAUAGAAAGAGCCUAAAGAAAAUGCUGGAGGUCUUAGUUGUCAAGUCUCCUGUGUCAGAUCACUGGGCUCUGCCAGGGGGAUCACUGGAGCCAGGGGAAUCGCUGCCACUGAAGCUGAAGCGGGUCCUGAGGAGGGAGUUCUGGCCACAGUUCCAGAACCUGCUGAACCAAGGUGCAGAGGUAUACAAAGGCUACGUCGAUGACCCCAGGAACACGGACAAUGCUUGGAUCGAGACAGUGGCCAUCAACAUGCACUUUGAAGAUCAGAGCGAUGUGCAGAUGAAGCGGCUGAAUUCGUUUCUCCAGGGCAGCGACCCAGAGCCAUGUGUCUGGUGGCAGCUGGUGGACAAGAGAAUUCCGCUGUACGCAAACCACAAGGAACUGCUGCAGAAGGUGACUGCUCUUUUGGGAGCCUAUUACUGAUGUUACGGCGGCCACCUGGGAUGGAUUUUCCGGAGCUGGGAGAAGUGUCAUGGAGAUCUGCCUGCCUGGUCCCCUUGUCUCCAGUUGCUCUAGACUGGGGCUUUGGGUGUGUACCUUGGCUUAACGCUCCAAGCUCAGCGGGACUGUUGGUAACAUGCCAUGCUACAUGACUCUCCUUCUCACUGUCUUGUAUCAUUACUUGCGAGUGAACGUAGCACUCUCGUGAGACACAGAUGGCAGCGGCUUGUGCCAAGCCCUCCCCCUUGCAGGAGUUGCCCCACACAGCUCUGCCAAUGCUCUGCCAAUGCUGGCAACUUCCCCUUUUGUUGUGGCCUUGGCUUUCUCCUAGGCAGAGCCUGACGCUUUGGCUGAGUUAGCAGUGAGUUUGGGACCUGGAAAGCACAAGUGGGACCUGGAAAGAGACUUAAUUCAUGGGCCAGCUUUUCCACCCACGUCUGUAGAGGUGAAAGGCUCCUGAUGUGUGGUGCCACCUAGUACCGGGGUCAGGACACCUGCGUUCAGUUCCUAGCUCUGCCACAGACUCCCUGGGGGAGCUUGGGCCCAUCACUUAGGGAGGGAUUCACAAAAGUUCUAAGUCCCAUGGAUAGAGGAGCCCCUCUCUUGUGUAUCGGCACCUCCCCUUGGCUGGCUUAGGCAGGUCCUAACCUAGCGUGCUGGCUUUGUGGGGCACAUUCUCAGGCCCGUCUCUCCCCGUGCAUUGUAUAGGGACCCUAGGCACCGAACUCAGCUUUGUGGAUCCCAGUGUGAGCCUGUGAUUUGGUAGGCUCCGCAACGCCCAACGUCACACCGCCUAAGUCCCUUUGUGACUCCGGGCCUGAGUUUCUUUAGGCCUCAGUUUCCUGUCGGUACCAUGGCUCCUCUGGCUCGCCUGCGGGGAUUGUAGGCUCUGCAUAGCAGGGGCUGUCUCUCUCUGUGUUAUAUACAGCACCUAGCGCAAUGGGUGCCUCAUCUUUGCUGGGGCCCCCAGUCCCUACUGUCAUGGUGUAAGCUAACACUAAUGGGGAGGGGCAGCAGAUCCCAUGGCCUGCCCUCACUCUGCCGCUGACGCACCUGGGCUACCGUACAUCCUCUCACUAAGUGGCAUUGCUCCAUCCACCACACUCGCCCCACUUCUAGGGGCACCUGAGCUUGGAUUUAGGCCAGCACCUCACUCCUAGGCCAGUCCAUACUGGGUCUUCCCACUGCCCCCUCCCUUUCAUUCCAGGUACCUCCGUUUUCCUCUUGAUGCCUACUCCGAAUCUUGGCUGCUCCUGUAUAUGUCAGCCAUGGUCAUGCUCUCCUGGGGCUUGGAGAACAGCAGGGAUCUUUCUCUAGGCUGGCACUGGUGCUGCAUCAAGGAAUACGAAGCAGGAGAUGUCUCCCUUCCCCCUAUCAGCCAGUUGAUAUGUCUCACUCGUAGCCCUGAGCUCAGACAUUCUCCUGGAAGAUGGAAGGGGGAUGACUCGGGAAAGCCAGGUUAUGGAGACAAAGCCCAGGGUUUCACAGAGCUCAUGUCAUUUCUCUACUUCUGCCAGAGGCACUGACCUGGAUGUCAGACCCCUCCCUUGCACCUGAUCACACUCAUGUCACUCACCUUAGAUCCGGAGGAUGCUGAAUGCUGUGGCUUCUCUACAGACUUAUUUGUAAAGUGCUUCGGGAUCUUUGGGCCUGGAAGCGUGUGCGAGCUACUCGGUCUUGUUGCCGUCUCACUGGUUUUGAUGCAAAAAUGUUGACUCCCAAGUGGGGUUUGGGACAGCACGUUAUAAAGGAAUUAACCCCAAACUAGA
Molecule: messenger RNA, 6642 nt
Organism: Chrysemys picta bellii (western painted turtle)
Lineage: Eukaryota; Metazoa; Chordata; Testudines; Emydidae
Gene: TRPM2
Product: transient receptor potential cation channel subfamily M member 2
Biological process (GO): release of sequestered calcium ion into cytosol
Cellular component (GO): plasma membrane
Molecular function (GO): ligand-gated calcium channel activity; ADP-ribose diphosphatase activity
Source: RefSeq, a predicted model, not a curated record